AUGACGAUCCUCCUCCACGAUGUUCAGUACUUACUGCAGAUUCCUGUUGAGGGACGACUGAUGAGUAGGAGUUCUGCGCAGCUUGACCAUCCGGAGGCGGGUUUGUGUGCGCUUCUUGGGAUGAACUCGGAGCAGUUGAGUGGUCGUUCGGAGGUCCCUGAAUAUAAUAAUAGGGGUAAGUGGUACGAGAAGGGUGGUUUUCUUGCAGAGAUGGCGUCCAGAUACUUGCAGAGCCACGGGACACAUGUGACAGAGGCGCAGUCGUACUUGUUGUUGCUGUUGGGGUCCACUUUGUUUGUGGACAAGAGUAGAGACAGGGUUCGGUCGGUGGUGAACCUAUUUUUGGACGAGUUGGAGGAGUUAGAUCAGUAUAGUUGGGCGUCAGGUACACUUGCUUGGUUGUACAGAUACCUUGGUCAGGCGUCUCGUGCUGGUGCCAGGGGGAUGGCUGGUUGUCUCACACUUCUGCAGUGCUGGAUCUACGAGUACUUUCCGGGUUUCAGGCCAUCUCACUUCGAGCCUGCCGCUGUUGGAACUGAUGAUGCUUGGGCUUCACGAUGGGUUGGGCAGCCGACACCUGGUUCUGUGGCUGAUUCCAGUGGGAGGUUGGCGUUCUACCGUCGAGCUCUUGACAGCUUGACCCCUUCUGAUGUGUUUUGGAAACCUUUCCAUCAAAGGCCUCAUCAGGCAGUGCGUCGCUCUUUGUACACUGGAGUCAUCCGGUUCGCUGACAUAGGCGAGUUCUAUGAUCUAGCCCGUUGCCUCCGACAGUUUGGAUACCGACAGAUGGUACAGCCUGCCCCUUCGCGUCCUCAGCAAGCAGACCGACCAGAGGCACCUGGUGGAUAUGUCAUUCGGAUUCCUGAGAGUUUUGAUGCUGCAUGGGAUGCUCUGCUAUCCCACAUGGUUCAUAUAGACAUGUACUCUCAGCCGUGGACGACGUAUCCAUAUGAGACUACGAGAGACAAUCUUGACUGGUUCGUGGCGCACUCUCAUUGUAGAGUCCUACGGGAUGAUGGAGAGGCAGAUCGACUAGUUGACUCCGCAGCGGUAAGAUUUGACCACUAA
This is a messenger RNA of Linum trigynum, 1068 nucleotides long. NCBI's taxonomy places the organism in Eukaryota, Viridiplantae, Streptophyta, Magnoliopsida, Malpighiales, Linaceae. The record is from the annotation of a GenBank genome assembly.